AUGGAAAGUAGUAGCGGAAAAGUAGAUCCAGCUUGGUCACAUUGUAUUCCAAUUGAAGGUAACAAGUAUGGUAUAAUUUGUAAAUAUUGUAACCAUAAAAUGCAAAGUGAUGGAAUGACAAGAUUAAAGUAUCAUUUAGCACAUUCUGAUCCAAAAAGUAAUGUCAAAAAGUGCCCCAAUGUACCUCCAGAAGUGAAGAAAGAGAUUUACCAUUAUUUGAGGAAGAAAGAACAUGCAAAAUUGAAGAAAAAGACAAUGGAGGAAGACAUUCGUAAUGAAUUACGGGAUAUGCAUCUUGAUGAAAGAGACUCAUAUAAAGCUGCAGUCCGUGCAUCUAAACAAGAUAGAUGGGAAGAAGAACAAGGAAGGAACUUUGUUAACCCUAGAGGUCAAGGAUCAGGAUCUUCUCGAGAGGGUGGUAGUCAACCAUGUGCUCAAUUUCGUCGUGCAACAAGUGUGAGGGAGCCCAUUCGUAGACAACAAUCUCAACAAUUUUCUCCAGUUGCACUUGCACCUUCGUUGUAUAAGUCAUCCGGUGCAAAACAAAAAAAUAUAAAAGAUGUGUUGACAAAAGGUGGUUUGAAAAACACAUUGGGAAGACUAGUAGCAAAGUUCUUUAUUUAUGAUAAUGUCUCACCUGCAAAGGCAAAAUCGCACCAUUUCAAAAACAUGAUCGUUGGUGCUCAACAAUCAGGUAUGGGAGUUCAAAUUCCAUCUCCAUAUGAAAUUAAGGAAAAAUAUCUAGACAUAGAAUAUAAAGAGAUGCAACAGCAUAUUGAAAAGUUUAAAGAAAGCUGGAAGACAUAUGGUUGUACAAUUAUGUGCGAUGGAUGGACAGAAUCAACUAAGCUGUCAAUAUUGAAUUUUAUGGUAGUCACGGAUAACGGUUCUGCAUUCGUAAAGGCUGGUAAGAAAUUGAUGACACAGUACAACUUGUAUUGGACACCAUGUGCUGCGCAUUGUAUUGAUCUUAUAUUUGAGGAUAUUGGAAAGCAUGAAAAUAUAUGCAAAGGAGAUAUCGUUCGACUAGGAGCAACAAGGUUUGCAACAAACUAUAUUGCUUUAAAUAGUCUCCUUAAAAAGAAAGCUUCUCUAAAACAAGUCUUUACAAGCGAUGCAUGGGCUGAGCAUCAAUUGAGUCAAACAAAAGCAGCAUACUUUCUGAAUCCACGGUUCCAGUAUAAAGAAGGAAUUGGCACUGAUUCAGAUCUUGUACAAGCUGUUCAUGAUGUCUUUGCAGCAUUAUAUCCAAAUUCAGAUCGUAUAUCUCAAUUUGGAAAUGAAAUAAUAUGA
Molecule: messenger RNA, 1293 nt
Organism: Ziziphus jujuba (common jujube)
Lineage: Eukaryota; Viridiplantae; Streptophyta; Magnoliopsida; Rosales; Rhamnaceae
Exons: 6
Coding region: 1-1293 (430 amino acids)
Molecular function (GO): DNA binding
Source: RefSeq, a predicted model, not a curated record